AGUUUCUCAUUUAUUUUAUUUUUCCCUUACUUUUAUUUAUUUUUUAUUUUUAAAAGUUUUUCUUUGUUUUUUCCCUUUUUUUCAAUCCCAUCGUAUUAUACCCGAGAAAAACCUCACCUUUUGAAAUGCAAGAAUGCUUUUUGUGGCUACGAUAUAUAUAUAUAUAUAGGAAAUUUCUAUGAUGUUGUGUACCAAAUAUUGCCAGAUACCUAAGAAUUGAAAAUUUGUCAUUAAAAGCACCAUGAAUUGUUUUUAGAAACACUGUGAAAUGUUCCUGCAUCACAAACCAUCGCUAAUACUCAUGUGUCAAUUGUUUUUCAGUGAUAGAUUUUUAAUUUUUAACUAUCCAGCAACAUCUGGUACAUAGCAGCAUAGAAUUCCCCUAUAUAUAUAUAUAUGUAAAUUUAUAUACCAUGUUAAGAGGGUUUUCUCGUGUCUCACAUGUCACAAGAUGCAUGUUUGGAAUGAUUUGGUAAAUCAAUGGCUAACAAUUUUGUGAUGAUAAUUAUCACUCUAAAAAUGGUCUAAAAUAUUAGGUUGGAGUUCCCUUUUAACUCAUAAAAAAUGUUAAUAAGGGAAAGUGCAUACCUAACAUCUGGUAAACAUUCUCUUAUUUUUUGUUAAAAACACACCUAUGUUCUACAUUGUUAAAUGAUCUGCUGUCAAUGUAACCUAGUUAACACCAACCAAAGUUGAGUUAGUGAAAUCAAUGACUAGAAUGCCCCGAAUAUGAAGAAAUCAUGUUCAAUCAUUUGCAUUGGCUUCUUUAACUAUGCAUAAUUAUAUUAAUGCAUGAUCAAGUAUAUCCAAGCAUUUUCGAGUAACUUGGCUCAGAUAGUUUUAUUCCGAAUUUACUGAUUUCCGCACAAAAUAUCCUUUCCAUUUGGUAUCUACAUACUAUGGAAACUGCUGCAUUUGUCAUUUGAUGCAUCAAAUUGUAAUGCAAAUAUCACCAAACUGUAAGUUUGCCAUUCAGAAUUUAGAUGACUCAUAUAAACCAUUGCUGUUGUGCAAUAGAUUAUGUUCUUUCUGGAUUCAUUAGUGUAAUAAUUCCGUUUGACCCAUCCAGUUGAUUACAUUUUCUAAGUUGCUAUACAAGCCAGAGAGGUGAAUCGGUGAUGAAACUCUCUCGUUCUAUGAAUUAUUGUUCAUGAGGAUGGUAAAAGAUAAAACCGUAUGUGUAAAUGAAUGUACCGGGUUAAUGGUUGGGCAGUGUAAAUGGUUAUUUGAAAUUUAGCAGGCCUUCCCAUAUAAUAAUUGAUAAUGUCAUGCAGCCCUUCUUUUCUUUUGAAUUAUUUAUUGAUUUAAUCUUAAUUUUUGCCGGAUUGAUUCAGUUUGAGUGUCAUUUGAUAACGCAGGUGACUGACCAUGGCUAUACUUUUUGCAAAUUGGAUUUGACCAAUGCUUAUUUUGAACCUACAAGGAAAUGAAAAUCCAAAUUAAUGGACUUCUCUUGUUGUUUCAUCAAUCUGGUGAUGCUACUAUGGAGCUACUUUUCUGUGGUUUUCACGGAUCCAGGCAGUGUUCCGCCAAGUUGGAGGCCUACAGUGGAUGAAGAGAGUGGUGACACUAUUCCAUUAGCUAGCUCUGAGUUUGUUAAUCAAGUUGUGGGUUCACAACUGUCUCCAGUUGUUGUUGAUCCGUCAAAUUCCAGAGUUCGUUACUGCAGGAAGUGCAACCAGUUGAAGCCACCUCGCUGCCACCAUUGCUCUGUUUGUGGGAGGUGUGUUCUGAAAAUGGACCAUCACUGUGUAUGGGUGGUUAACUGUGUUGGUGCACUAAAUUAUAAAUUUUUCCUUCUUUUCCUGUUCUAUACUUUCCUUGAGACAACGCUUGUUACAUUAGCUUUGCUGCCACAGUUUGUGGCAUUCUUUAGUGAUCGAGAGAUCCCUGGUACACCUGGAACUCUUGCUACCACCUUCCUGGCAUUUGUGUUGAACCUGGCUUUUGCUCUAAGUGUUCUGGGUUUUCUGAUCAUGCAUAUAUCUCUGGUCUCUGCCAAUACAACAACCAUUGAGGCAUAUGAAAAGAAGAGUUCUCCAAAAUGGCGGUAUGAUCUAGGUCGAAGAAGGAAUUUUGAACAGGUUUUUGGGACAGAUAAGGGGUAUUGGUUCCUUCCUGCCUACUCAGAAGAUGAUUUGCGUAGGAUGCCUGCUCUUCAGGGACUCGAAUAUCCAUCAAAACCCGAUCUGGACGGUCAAGAGCUAUGACACCCUCUCUCUUUCCCAAAGCAGCUAUUCUGCAGCUGGACUAGCGAGGCCACUGUCUUACGCUAUUACCUGACUUCACGAUAUUAGCACCUUGGCUGUUAAAGUCCGCCUGGUUUGACAUUUGGGGUCUUGUGCAAGAGAGCGUGAUUUCUGUGCAGGUCAAAUGGAAUACACACAUGAUUGACAGGAUACUUGUUUUAGGCAUGUGUCAGAUCAAAGGGAGUUUCUUGUGGAUAGCUAGUCAUUGAAUGAUGGUGUUAUUCUUACUACGUAAACCAUAAAGGCACCUUCUUAUGUGUUUUCCCCCCUUUUAA
Molecule: messenger RNA, 2524 nt
Organism: Nymphaea colorata (pocket water lily)
Lineage: Eukaryota; Viridiplantae; Streptophyta; Magnoliopsida; Nymphaeales; Nymphaeaceae
Product: probable protein S-acyltransferase 14
Exons: 7
Coding region: 1443-2210 (255 amino acids)
Biological process (GO): peptidyl-L-cysteine S-palmitoylation; protein targeting to membrane
Cellular component (GO): Golgi apparatus; endoplasmic reticulum
Molecular function (GO): protein-cysteine S-palmitoyltransferase activity
Source: RefSeq, a predicted model, not a curated record